CAAUGACGUAUUCAAUAAUAGCUCUUUGUAUAUUAUUGACAAUAGUGAAUGGAAAUGUGGAACAAAGGAUAGAGAAACUCAUGGGUUUGUAAUAAAAUUAUUAGCAUACUCAAUCUGAAAGUUUCUUCUAUUACACUUAGGUAGCAAAAUGUAGUUUGAAGGUAAAUCAAUUGAUAAUUGUUUGUAGAGUAUAUCAAAUUGGAAUUGUGGUUCAUUUUGUGAGCAUCAUCCAGAUAUGGUUGAAGUUAAGGCAUUCUAUAAGUCUGAUCAUCAUGCAUAGGCAUAUGUAGGAUAUAAUAAAAAAGAAAAUUUGGUGGUUGUUGUUUAUAGAAGUAUGAAAUGAAUAAUAUAAUUUUAGGUACCUAAGACUUUAUCAACUGGUACAAUAACAUAAAGUUCUUUAAACAUGAUUUUGGAGAUUGCAAAAAUUGUAAAGUUCAUUUAGGAUUUUGGGAAACGUAUGAUGACGUAUCAUUAGAAGUGUUGGCUGCGGCAAAACAUUUGAAAGAAAAAUAUCCAACUUCAAAAAUAUUGGUUACAGGACAUUCAUUAGGUGGUGCAGUAGCUUAUUUGGCUGCAGUAGACUUAAAGAAAUUAGGUUACAAUAUUGACUAUUUCUUUACUUAUGGAGCUCCUCGUAUUGGAACUCAUGAAUUUGCUGUUUGGUUUACUAGUUAUGUUGGUGCAACAGAACAUUGGAGGGUUACCCAUUAUAGAGAUAUGGUAAUUCAUUAACCACCUUCAUCAUUCUCUUAUAAACAUCCACCUUAAGAAGUUUGGUAUGCUCAUGAUAAUAAAUCAUAUAAGGUAAUUAAGUAUAUUAAUUUAGAUAUGUUCAAGUGGAAUUGAUGAGGAUCCAACUUGUGCCAAUUCAAUCAUUGGUGAUUCUGCUGCUGAUCACACAAGUUAUUUUAAUGUUAGUGGGGCAUGUACAGAAGAAUUCACAGAAGAUAUUGAAAUUUGAU
Molecule: messenger RNA, 965 nt
Organism: Paramecium pentaurelia
Lineage: Eukaryota; Ciliophora; Oligohymenophorea; Peniculida; Parameciidae
Source: the annotation of a GenBank genome assembly